AUGGAAGAGCAGGUAGCAAACGCUAUUGAAAUCGCCGGGAACCUUUCCUCAGACGCCGCCCUCAAGGCCCAAGCUUUCGAUUACCUGAACCAACUCCGCUCCGAUCCCUCGGGGUGGCAGGUCUGCCUCAACCUCUUCACCAAGAACCCGCCCCAGUCUCACAUCGUCCGGCAUGUGUCGUUGGAGGUCGUCAACAGUGCCGCCCAGGCCGGUUUAAUUGACCUGCAGGCCCUGGGGUAUGUCCGGGACGGCCUGAUGGGGUAUCUGCGCCAGGUGUACGGCCAGGAAAACGUGACCCCCGACCCCCCCAAUAUCCAGAACAAAAUUGCCCAAACCAUCACCUUCCUCUUCUCCGCACUGUACGCGAACGGCUGGGAGUCCUUCUUCGACGAUCUCUUGAGCCUGACACACAAAUCCCCCGCCAGCACGGCACGCGACAACCCGCUCGGCAUUAUCUUUUACCUCCGCGUGAUUAACUCCAUCCACGAUGAGAUUGGCGACGUGCUCGUCUCCCGUUCGCGCGCCGAGCAGGACCGCGCCAAUGCGUUGAAGGACUUGAUCCGAGUGAGGGAUAUGCAGAAGAUCGCCAACUCGUGGCAGGAGAUUCUGUCGCAGUGGAGGGAUGGGGAUGAUGUGAUCGUCGAGAUGUCGCUCAAGGCCGUGGGAAGCUGGGUCAGCUGGAUUGAUAUUGGCUUGGUCGUGAACCAGACCAUGCUGGAUCUGUUGUUCCAGCAGCUAGGCCGGGUGCAGAAGGCCGACCUUCGUGAAGGGGAGGAGAAGGUGCGAGACGCAGCGGUUGAUGUCUUCACAGAGAUCAUUGGUAAGAAGAUGAAGGCGGAGGACAAGAUUGACAUGAUUGUCUUUUUGAACCUCCAAAAUGUGGUCGCGCAGAUCUCCUCUAGCCCUCCUCUCUACGCCAACCGCUUCACAUCCAAAUACGAUACCGACUUGGCGGAAACGGUGGCCAAGCUGGUCAAUAUCAUCGUCGUGGAUAUUGUGCGAGCCUUGGAGCAGGAAGGUGUCCCCGGCGAGUGUCGGGACAAAGCCAAUGGUCUGCUGGAGGUCUUCCUCCCGCAUAUCUUGCGGUACUUUUCCGACGAGUACGACGAGGUCUGCUCGACGGUCAUUCCUUGUGUGAGCGACCUUCUUUCCUACUUGAGAAAAAUCACCAAAGUCAAUCCUUCCAUGGCCCAACAACACUCCUCCAUUCUCCUCCCGAUCCUGAAGGCGAUCAUCUCGAAGAUGCGAUACGAUGACACCUCUUCCUGGGGUGAUGAUGACGAACAGACCGACGAAGCUGAGUUCCAGGAGCUCCGCAAGCGACUUGGUACUCUCCAGCAGAUCGUCGCAAGUGUAGACGAGAGACUGUGUAUUGAUGCCGUCUCCGAACUUGUGGCAACCACAUUCGAGAACCUCCGACAGCCUGGAGCUCAGCUAGACUGGCGGGAUUUGGACCUCGCCUUGCACCAGAUGUACCUGCUCGGAGAGGUGGCUGUCAAAUCCGGCGGCCUGUACACCAAGGGCCAACCCAACAACCCCUGCGCAGAGAGACUAAUCGAGAUGAUGCUGAGAAUGGUCGAAUCAGAUAUCCGGUCCUUUACCCACCCCGCCACACAACUGCAGUACAUGGAAAUCUGCGUCCGCUACAGCUCGUUUUUCCAGGCUCAUGCUCAUCUCAUUCCCGGUGUCCUGGAGAGCUUCCUUCAGCUUGCGCAUCAUCCCAUGAAAAAAGUCAAGACUCGAGCCUGGUAUUUGUUCCAACGUUUGGUGAAGCAACUGCGUAGCUUCAUCGGCAAUGUCGCCCAGACGGUCGUGGAAGCAUUGGGCGAUCUCCUGAUCAUCCAGGCGGAGCUUUCUUCAGAGGGAUCGGAUGGCGAUGAGAUGUCCUCUGAAGACCAUGAGGGCUCUGCUGAUGCCGUGUUCAACAGCCAACUCUACCUCUUUGAAGCCGUGGGCAUCAUCUGUUCCGUCACUGGUGUCCCUGCCGAUAAACAAGUGGUCUAUGCCCAAUCCGUUCUGUCCCCCAUCUUUGGCGACAUGGAGAAGACCCUUCCUCUGGCUAAAUCUGGCGAUGAGCGAGCCGUGUUGCAGAUCCACCACGAUAUUAUGGCGCUUGGCACCCUUGCAAGGGGAUUUUCCGACUGGAUGCCCGGAGCGAACUCUCCCGCCGCACUCCCGGCGCCUGAAGUUUCAGCGGUAUUCGGCCAGGUCUCCGAAGCCACCUUGGUCGCCUUGGAGUCUCUAAAAUCGUCCUUCAACAUCCGAACAGCUUCUCGCUUUGCUUUCUCCCGGCUCAUUGGAGUUCUUGGUUCCCAGAUUCUCCCACAGCUCCCCAGAUGGAUCGACGGUCUGCUUACCCAAACCUCCUCGAGGGACGAGAUGGCCCUGUUCCUGCGCCUAUUGGAUCAAGUCAUUUUCGGAUUCAAGGGCGAAAUCUACAAUAUCCUCGAUACUCUGUUGACGCCUUUCCUGCAGCGUGUGUUCGGCGGAAUUGCGGAUCCUCCUUCCGGUACUGAUGAUGAGAUUCACUUGGCUGAGCUGAAGCGGGAGUACCUUAACUUUUUGCUUGCGGUGUUGAAUAACGACCUUGGGUCUGUCAUUAUCAGUGAGAGAAACCAGCCGAUGUUCGAUACCGUCAUCACAACCAUCGAGCACUUCGCCAAGGACAUUGACGAUUUUACCACCGCAAAGAUGGCCUUUUCCGUCCUCUCCAAGAUGGGUAGCUCCUGGGGCGGACCCGAUAUCGCGCCAGAGACUUCCAAUGGAGCAGUCCCUGGGCAGGUCGCCCUCCCCGGCUUCGGGCAGUUUAUGAUCACUCGAUUCUCCCCGCUAUGCUGGGCUCUCCCAGCAACGCCAUCAUUCAACCCGAAAGACGCACAAGCGAAACAGGUCCUUGCCGAAGCGGGCGCGCUGCAGAGGACCAUCUACAGCAAAACCGGCAUGGAGUAUAUCGAGUACCUCCGGGACCGCGAAUUACCUGGAAUGGGUAUGGGUGCGGACCUCGUAGAAGAGUUUUUGGGCACGUUGAGCCGGCUGGACAUGAGAGGGUUCCGGCAGUUCUUUCCGUCCUUUAUCCAACGAUUGAGCGCAUGA
Aspergillus ochraceoroseus IBT 24754 is the source of this 3093-nucleotide messenger RNA. Its product is annotated as Ran GTPase-binding protein LOS1. Lineage: Eukaryota; Fungi; Ascomycota; Eurotiomycetes; Eurotiales; Aspergillaceae. The coding region runs from base 1 to 3093 and encodes 1030 amino acids. Gene Ontology annotation, biological process: tRNA re-export from nucleus. Gene Ontology annotation, cellular component: cytoplasm; nuclear matrix; nuclear pore. The transcript is spliced from 5 exons. The record is from RefSeq and is a predicted model, not a curated record. Gene Ontology annotation, molecular function: small GTPase binding; tRNA binding.